Messenger RNA from Colletes gigas, 2988 nucleotides. It is a transcript of the gene Mps1, whose product is annotated as serine/threonine-protein kinase MPS1. NCBI's taxonomy places the organism in Eukaryota, Metazoa, Arthropoda, Insecta, Hymenoptera, Colletidae. Gene Ontology annotation, biological process: peptidyl-serine phosphorylation; meiotic spindle assembly checkpoint signaling; mitotic spindle assembly checkpoint signaling. Gene Ontology annotation, molecular function: protein serine/threonine kinase activity; protein serine/threonine/tyrosine kinase activity; ATP binding. The record is from RefSeq and is a predicted model, not a curated record. Gene Ontology annotation, cellular component: nucleus; kinetochore; spindle. The coding region runs from base 177 to 2870 and encodes 897 amino acids. The transcript has 6 exons.
AUACAUAGUUCUCGAGAGCUUUUAAUAGUUUUUAUAAUAAAGAAAACUAUCGGACAUUUUAUAACAGUUUGUUGUUAAGAAAGUCUGACAUUCUGAUAUGAUAUUGUAUUACAUAUGUUCGAAUUACAUUUUUUCCUUCGUCGGUUAGCGUGAAUUGUUUAUAUUUUUGUUCGAGAAUGUCGAAUCUUUCGAUAAAUGAUAGGAUCAUGUUGGAUAGUAUGGAUCAAAACUAUACGAACACACGUCCAAAAUUUCAACCAAUACGCGUAAAAGAGUUGUUACAUUUUUGUGACACUGAUGAUGAUGAAAGUGAAGACAAACCAGAAGACGAUUCCAGUAGUGAAUCAGACCCUGACGAUGUACAACCUUUACCUGAAGAUAGUAUCGUUGAAGACGAUUCCAAUAAUGCAUUACCUUUGAUCAGUACAAAAUGUAAUGAUGACUUAGUUCCAUCUUGUGAAGUUUCACAGACUAACAUUCCUUCGAAACUCGAAGAACCAACUUUAGCUGACAAUAUUGUUAAGUGUACAACAAAUAGUGUAACUACCAAUGUGCAUGUUCCUACACACAGUAAUUAUAAUGAUGUAAAUUUAUGUAAUAAUGUAUUAAAAAGUUCUGGAGAAGACAAUUUUGACAUCAACGAUGACAUUAGUGUGUCACGGCAGUCUUCAAAAUUUAAGGAGCAUGAAUAUAACGCAAAAUGUGAAAGAAACACAAAGCCUGAACAAGUAAAUAAUGUGCAAUUAAAUUGUGAAAAUGCUUGUACCCAAGAGAAAGAUUCUCAGAAUGAGUACAAAAAUAGGCAUAUCUCUAACGAAGAGAUUAAAAGACAAUCGAGCGAAGAGCAACCUUAUAAAAGUGAUUUUCAAUCCAUAGAUCAACAUAAUUAUUAUAAAACGAGUAACAAUGAAUUUCAGUCUCUUGUGUUUCCAUCUCAACAUUUUGGGAAUGUAUUACAAUCUGGUAGCUGUAAUCAACAAAAUACAAAUAUAAAGGUAGAUACAUUAGAGCCAAAGCCGAUCAUAAAUGAAGAAAAAGUACAUCAUGAGAAUAUUUCAUCAAAUAUUGAGUCAUUACAAGCUCCAAUCGAACAAAUGGUAUUUCAAACUCCUUUGAAACAUGUACCAACUACUUCUUCACGGCCAGAACCAUGUUUCUCGCGUAGAAAUAUUGCUCAAACACCACAGAGCAAAAUAGAUAUAUUGAAGAAUCAUGGACUAACCCCAGUUACAGCUUCAACUCAUUGGUCUCAAAAUAAUAUUAAACAAACACCGCUGCAAAAUAACACUUUUAAGGAUGCUAUUCAAACCCCCAAAAAUCCUGUUUAUUUUACACCUAAUAUGACAAGACACGAAACUCAAAGGUAUUUAAACUCGGAGAGCAAAAUGAGACAACCUUUGGCAGACACAGGAAGUCUUGCGCACAAUAAUGUUUCAAAAAAGAGUUUGUUACAAGGCUCUCAACUUUACAAAGUAAACGAAGAAACGCCUAACAGUCGAAAUAAAUUAUUUAAUAAAAAUGUAAGUACUAUUGCGAGUGUAGCUAAACAUAUAUCUAAAGCAUCAGAAAAUGCUGUACAAUUGGAAUCGGGCAUUAAUGAACGAUUGAAGGAAAAUGAUUAUCCGAAUGUAGAGGAUGUGUUGGUGGAUAAAGGGACGACAGAACAGAAUAAGAUAGCAAAUAGUGAACAGAUAACUCAUUCCGAUAAAAAUAGCAAAGAGACUUCUAAAGCAGUAUGUAAUAAUCUGCAAAAUCAAUACGAGAUGGAUAGUAAUCAAAACCAGCCGCAAAAGCCAAAAACAGCUGUAGAUAAUGCAUCAAAUGUACAAUUUUCAAUGCCAUCUAACAUUUCCAAAUCAAGACCCACCAAGACCCUUUUUGUAAAAGGAAAGGAGUAUUUAAUUUUGGGCAUACUUGGUCAAGGUAUGAGUGGAGAAGUUUUGAGAGUACAAGACUUAUCCACUCUUGAAUUGUCUGCCAUUAAGUGUGUCUAUCUUAAUCGUAUGGACAAGGACUCUGCACAAGGUUGCUUAGAGGAAAUUUCCAUGCUACACAAAUUACAAGCGCCAUGCGUUGUUAAGAUGUUCGAUUACGAAAUUAAGUAUCCAAUGGUCUUUGUGGUAAUGGAAAUGGGAGACACUGAUCUCAGUCGCCUUUUAAAAAGUAUGACACAAGAGAAGCAAAUUUCUUAUGCAAUGAUUCUUUAUUACUGGACAGAAAUGUUGACAGCUGUUAAACAUAUACACGAUAAUGGAGUAAUUCAUUCGGAUUUGAAACCCGCAAAUUUUUUAUUAGUACGAGGGAGAUUGAAACUUAUAGAUUUUGGAAUUGCUUCUAGUAUGAAUGGUGAUAUGACAUCUGUCAUAAAAAACUGUCCAAUUGGAACGUUAAAUUAUAUCAGUCCAGAAGCGUUGAUGGACGUUGGUGGAAGUUCCGAUUCUCCUACGCAAAAUGUCAAAUAUAAGAUUACUUUCAAGUCGGAUGUCUGGUCAUUAGGAUGUAUUUUGUAUAGUUUAGUGUAUGGUCAUACACCGUUUCAUCAUAUCCGUUCACAAUGGGCCAAAGUGAACGCGAUAACAAAUCCAAAACCGAAUAUUCAUUUCCCCGCAACUUUGUCAAGAGAGAGCGAUAAUAAAGGUGUACCACCACCGCCAAUUUUAAUCGAUGUGAUGCGUAAGUGCCUUCAACAUGACCCAAAGAAACGGCCAACAGUGGCAGAACUUUUGCUAAUAGAAUACGUACCUACCAAGCAAGAACACACGUUAACGUCAACUCCCAACAUUCCGGCAAAUAUUUUAGUGAAAAUAAAACGUGUGUUAAACGAGACCGAAUGGCGGCAAUUAAUACAGGCUUUGGAAAAUACACAAUAGGCAUAAUGCUAUCCGGAUUAAGCACUUCUGUUUAUGUACAUAAAUUAUUUUAUACAUAACAAUCGACAAUAAUAUGUAAGGUGCUUAUUUAGUUGUAUUAUAGUAAAAUGCGGGAUUA